GACACUUUCGAACGGCGACAAACUUGAAUUCAACAAAUUUGAAAGCGAAGAAACUGGAGUCGGGGCUUUCUUUCUUGUAUCUUUCAGCCGAGGUCCGAGACCAACCUUAUAACAAGUUCUGGACCUACAACGGUUUCAUACAGCUGACCCUCAUUGGUAUUGUCUUUGAAGUACAACAUCGGCUAUCCCCAGUCCCUCCUCCACCACAGCCACAUCGCCCAGAUCCACGUAAAGCACCCCGCUAGGACCUUGUCUGAAACUCAGUGUAUAUCGAUCAUACGAAAGCAUGCUCUCGCGGCUUCCAAGAACCUCUCCGGUCAAUCUCAUUGCUUCUAGCGAGCAAGCAGAUCCUCUGGGAGGCGGUUGCGGAACUAGCGCAAAGGGCGUCAUGGAGAUUUGCCAAUGACCACAUCCAAAAAGGAAUAAUGAAGGAAUCCACACCAGGAUAUAUAUUCCACAUGAUGGCUGCAUCAGAACGCCAAGACAUGUUGCUGUGGAAGACAAAUAACCCUGACCUUACUGUCUCUCUUGAGUUGACCCCGAGGUGUAUCUGCAAGACAGUCAAAAGCUAUGGCCUGAAAUUCGCAGGAAAGCAGUUCGAACAUAAGAUUGCUUCUGUUCGCGAUCUGGACCAACCAGACCAACAUUUCUAUUCAACAGCACCCCGGGACGGUUCAGUGGUGCGUCACCUCUCACUCACCUUGAGUCUGGCGUUCGACAACGUGGAACCCUACAUCGUACCGAGUCAAAAUGCUGAUCACAAAGCGACCAGAAGAGGAGCCUCGUCGACCGUACAUGCGAGGAAAGCAAUUAUGGAAGCAGCGCAUUCUACUGUUAUGGAUCUUGGAAAGGUACUGCUAGGUCAAGAGAAACUGGUCUGCGAGCAAGUAGAUAGGGGACCUACGCAUUCAAGCUCAGCAGAUGAUGGUUCGCCAGGUCAGAAUUUAGAGCAAUAGUGUGAGUGAUCAGACGGGAAAGAUAAGAAUUUGGAGUAGUGUUGUAGUCACCAGGGACAAUAGAGGCAGCUUUAGAGUGAGA
Molecule: messenger RNA, 1038 nt
Organism: Didymella exigua CBS 183.55
Lineage: Eukaryota; Fungi; Ascomycota; Dothideomycetes; Pleosporales; Didymellaceae
Exons: 1
Coding region: 462-956 (164 amino acids)
Source: RefSeq, a predicted model, not a curated record